This is a messenger RNA of Chrysochloris asiatica (Cape golden mole), 1530 nucleotides long. It is a transcript of the gene SETD6, whose product is annotated as SET domain containing 6. Gene Ontology annotation, molecular function: protein-lysine N-methyltransferase activity; protein binding. The transcript is spliced from 8 exons. Gene Ontology annotation, biological process: peptidyl-lysine monomethylation. NCBI's taxonomy places the organism in Eukaryota, Metazoa, Chordata, Mammalia, Afrosoricida, Chrysochloridae. Gene Ontology annotation, cellular component: nucleus. Bases 1 to 1530 code for a protein of 509 amino acids. The record is from RefSeq and is a predicted model, not a curated record.
AUGGCGACUUCGGUUAAGCGUAGGCGGGUGAGUUCGCGACAGCCAGCGCAAGCGCGUCUCACCCCUACCAGGUCCCCCUCCGAGGGUCCCUGCCUGCGCGGCCCUCCUGCACCCGUGGCCCGGCCUGCGUGCGCGCCGCCGUCCUCUCCCGCCCGAGGGGACUCUGCUCGACACUGCCCUCCCUUGUCUCAGGUGGCAGAGCCCGUGGGCGGCGGCGGCGAUGGCGACGCGGAUCUGGACCCGGUAACGGGCUUCCUGAGUUGGUGCGAGCGGGUCGGGCUGGAGCUGAGCCCCAAGGUGGCGGUGAGCCGGCAGGGCACGGUGGCCGGCUACGGCAUGGUGGCCCGCGAGAGCGUACAGCCCGGGGAGCUGUUGUUCACGGUGCCGCGGGCCGCUCUCCUGUCCCCGCACACCUGCGCCAUCGGCGGCCUGCUGGAGCGAGAGCAAGGCGCGUUGCAGAGCCAGUCGGGUUGGGUGCCGCUGCUGCUGGCGCUACUCCACGAACUACAGGCCCCGACCUCGCUCUGGAACCCCUACUUCGCGCUCUGGCCCGAGCUCGACCACCUGGAGCACCCCAUGUUCUGGCCCGAGGAGGAACGCAGGCGACUGCUGCAGGGCACAGGUGUGCUGGAGGCCGUGGAGAAGGAUUUGGCCAACAUUCGCAGAGAGUACAAUUCCAUCGUGCUGCCGUUCAUGGAAGCCCAUCCUGAUCUCUUCAGCCCCAGGGUUCGCUCCCUGGAACUCUACCAGCAGCUCGUGGCCCUUGUAAUGGCCUACAGCUUUCAGGAACCACUAGAGGAAGAUGAUGAUGAAAAGGAGCCAAACUCCCCUUUGAUGGUGCCUGCUGCAGACAUCCUAAACCACGUAGCUAAUCAUAAUGCCAAUUUAGAAUACUCACCAGAUUGUCUUCGGAUGGUUGCCACCCAGCCCAUUCCUAAAGGCCAUGAGAUUUUCAACACGUAUGGGCAAAUGGCUAAUUGGCAACUGCUUCAUAUGUAUGGUUUUGUUGAGCCAUAUCCCGGCAAUACUGACGACACCGCUGACAUCCAGAUGGUGACCGUUCGUGAAGCAGCGUUACAGGGAACAAAAGUUGAAGCUGAAAGGCUGCUACUAUAUGAACGUUGGGAUUUCUUAUGCAAACUGGAGAUGGUUGGGGAUGAGGGAGCCUUUGUGGUCGGGCGGGAGGAGGUGAUAACUGAAGAGGAGCUGACUGCCACACUCAAGGUACUGUGCAUGCCUGCUGAGGAGUUCGAAGAGUUGAAAGACCAGGACAACUGGGAAGAUGACAGCAGAGAAGAGGACAGCCUGACACUCACCAAGAUGCCAAAGCUCAGAGCAUCGUGGAGACAGCUUCUUCGGGCCAGUGUAUUGUUGACCCUGCAAGCCUAUGCUGCAGACUUACAGACAGAGCAAAGCAUACUCAGUAAUCAGGAGGCUUAUGCCAAACUCACCUGGAGGGAACAGCAGGCCUUACAGGUUCGCUAUGGUCAGAAGAUGAUUUUACACAACUUGUUAGAACUGACAAGUUAG